Trichomycterus rosablanca is the source of this 891-nucleotide messenger RNA. RefSeq names its product ADP ribosylation factor like GTPase 3a (gene arl3a). The transcript has 6 exons. The record is from RefSeq and is a predicted model, not a curated record. The coding region runs from base 35 to 583 and encodes 182 amino acids. Gene Ontology annotation, molecular function: GTP binding; GTPase activity. Gene Ontology annotation, biological process: cilium assembly. Gene Ontology annotation, cellular component: cytoplasm; microtubule cytoskeleton. NCBI's taxonomy places the organism in Eukaryota, Metazoa, Chordata, Actinopteri, Siluriformes, Trichomycteridae.
CCCAGCUCGGCGUCUCCGGAGGAAAAACAUCACCAUGGGUCUGUUAUCAAUCCUACGAAAAUUAAAGAGUGCCCCAGACCAGGAGGUGCGCAUCCUGCUUCUGGGUCUUGACAAUGGAGGGAAAACAACACUACUCAAGCAGCUUGCUUCUGAGGACAUCAGUCACAUCACUCCUACACAGGGCUUCAACAUUAAGAGUGUACAAUCCCAGGGCUUUAAGCUGAAUGUGUGGGACAUUGGAGGCCAGAGGAAGAUUAGGCCAUACUGGAGAAACUACUUUGAAAACACUGAUGUGCUUAUCUAUGUCAUAGACAGUGCAGAUAGGAAAAGAUUUGAAGAAACUGGGCAGGAGCUUGCUGAGUUGCUGGAUGAGGAGAAGCUUAGUGGUGUCCCUGUUAUUAUAUUUGCAAAUAAGCAAGACUUGCUUACUGCUGCUCCAGCAUCAGAGAUUGCAGAAGGUCUAAACCUGCACACCAUCCGAGACCGUAUGUGGCAGAUCCAGUCCUGCUCUGCUCUUACAGGCGAGGGAGUCCAGGAUGGCAUGAAUUGGGUCUGCAAGAAUGUGACCAUGAAAAAGAAGUAGAAAUGUGAUUCCAGGCUUCCUAUCGAAAAGCAAACACUGUGGACUCACCAGCUGGUCCAGGUUACUGGGGAACGAUCCCUGUUCUGACAGCAGCUGGGGAGGCCUAGGACCAGACCUUUAACCCCUGACCCUUCAAGCAUCCACCUUCACUGCACAGAAAGUCUCCUUCUACAUUCCUUUUAGAUUCAACAUGUCCUGUCAUCACUGUUUCUUACUCUAUAACCUGACCUCAAUCCCUAAAAUAGAUCACUACAUGUAAACUCUACUUCGGCUAUUAAACUAACAUAGCUACACCAGUGCUACCUGAA